This is a messenger RNA of Entrophospora sp. SA101, 504 nucleotides long. The record is from the annotation of a GenBank genome assembly. NCBI's taxonomy places the organism in Eukaryota, Fungi, Glomeromycota, Glomeromycetes, Entrophosporales, Entrophosporaceae.
AUGACAAAUCUAUUGAAAUAUCAAAUACUUCCAAUAAUGAUAAUCAUUAAAUUGUCAUUUCCAUAUAGAAAUGUAAAUAAUCUUUGGACAACAUCAAUAAAUUUGCAAAAUAAUCAUAGUGAAAAUAACAAUAACAAUGAAAAUAAUGAAAAACAACCAGAUCCAAUGCUUUAUGAACCUGAAAAAAUUCCACCUACAGACAAUAUAGCUGUUUGUCAAUUGCACUUACGCGCCUAUGUAGUAGGUCCAAUGGAUUUUUUUAUAGAUUUUGCCAGACGUGCAGCUCACGCAUUAAAAAUGCCAUGCUCGGGUCCUGUCUAUCUACCCACUCAAACAACUCGUUGGACUGUACCGCGUGGUUCUUUUAUCCAUAAAAAAUCUCAAGAAAACUUUGAACGUAAAACCCAUAAAAGAUUGUUAGAAAUAAAGGAUGCAAAUAAAGAUGUUGUUAAAAGAUGGCUAUGGUAUUUAGCCAAUAAUUGUCCUCCUGGUAUUGAAAUCUAA